Messenger RNA from Zonotrichia albicollis (white-throated sparrow), 1500 nucleotides. The record is from RefSeq and is a predicted model, not a curated record. Lineage: Eukaryota; Metazoa; Chordata; Aves; Passeriformes; Passerellidae.
CCAGAACCUUCCAGAAGGACCCAGAACCUUCUAGAAAGGACCACGGGACUCUUCCUGUGUCUUGGACAUUCCAGAAGGUUCCAGAACCUUCCUGAUGGGACCCAGAAGCUUCCAGAAGGGACCAAAGCCCUUCCUGAGCAUCCAGAACUUUCCAGAAGGAUCCAGGGCCAUUCCUGAAGGACAUUCCAUGGAAUUCCAGAACCUUCUAUGAGGUUUCAGAACUUCCAGGACUUUCCACAGGGAUCCAAAAAUUCCAGAAUUUUUUAUGGAUUUCAGAACUUCCAGAACAUUCCAUGGAAUUCUAGAAGCUUCCAGAAGAACCGAGAACCUCCCAAAGAGGACCAAGAACCUUCCAGAAGGAACUGAGACUAUCCCAAUGGAUCCAGAACAUUCCAUGGAAUUCCAGAACCUUCCAUAAGGGAUCAGGACCUUCAUGGUGGGACCCAGAACGUUCCAUGGAAUUCCAGAAGCUUCUGAAGAAGACCAAGGCCAUUCCUGAGGGACCCAGAAGCUUCCAUGAAGUUCCAGAAGCUUCCAAAGGGGACCAAACCCCCCUCUUGUGGCUCCAGAACAUUCCAUGGAAUUCCAGAAGCUUCCAGAAGAACCGAGAACCUCCCAAAAGGGACCGAGAACCUUCCAGAAGGAACCCAGAACUUCCCAGAUGGAACGGAGACAAUCCCAAUGGAAUUCCAGAAGCUUCCAGAAGGAUCCAGAACCUUCCAAAGAGGACCAAGAGCCUUUCAGGAGAUCCAGAACAUUCCAGAAGGUUCCAUAAGGGACCAAAGCCCUUCCUGUGGCUCCAGAACAUUCCAGAAAGACCCAAGACCUUCAUGGUGGGACCCAGAAGCUUCCAUGAAGUUCCAGAACCUUCCAAAGGGGACCAAGAACCUUCCAGAAGGAACCCAGAACUUCCCAGAUGGAACGGAGACAAUCCCAAUGGAAUUCCAGAAGGAUCCAGAAGCUUCCAAAGGAGACCGAGAGCCUUUCAGGAGAUCCAGAACAUUCCAGAAGCUUCCAGAAGGGACCAAAGCCCUUCCUGUGGCUCCAGAACUUUCCAGAAGGACCCAAGACCUUCAUGGUGGGACCCAGAAGCUUCCAUAGAAUUCCAGAAGCUUCCAAAUAUGGGACCGAGACCUUCCAUGGGGAUCCAGAACCUUCCAGAAGGACCCAGAACCUUCUAGAAAGGACCAUGGGACUCUUCCUGUGUCUUGGACAGUCCAGAAGGUUCCAGAAGCUUCCUGAUGGGACCCAGAAGGUUCCAGAAGGGACCAAAGCCCUUCCUGAACAUCCAGAAGGAUCCAGAAGCUUCCAUGAAGUUCCAGAAGCUUCCAUAAGGGACCAGGACCUUCAUGGUGGGACCCAGAACAUUCCAUGGAAUUCCAGAAGCUUCUGAAAAGAACCAAGGCCAUUCCUGAAGGACCCAGAAGCUUCCAUGGAAUUCCAGAACCUUCCAAAGGGGACCAAAACCCCCUCCUGUGGCUCCAGAACAUUCCAUGGAAU